Molecule: messenger RNA, 1751 nt
Organism: Bactrocera oleae (olive fruit fly)
Lineage: Eukaryota; Metazoa; Arthropoda; Insecta; Diptera; Tephritidae
Source: RefSeq, a predicted model, not a curated record
GGGUGUAAGCAGCAUUUUGUUGCACUUUAAUUAAUUCUCAAUAUUAAGAUUGGUGAAAGUUCGAAAUGUGAAAGCGAAUAAAAUUGUGGUGUUUUAUCGGUGAUCUAUUAACUCUACCGGGGAACAAGUUAAUAAAUAUUAUUGAUCUGUGUUUUAGUGAAACGAAAAAAAUCCAACUCUGACAAGCGAACACGCGAUUUCCAAUAGAGUGUAGUAGUCGAGUGAGAGCACUCAAGCAGUAGCUUAUUACGCACAACACAGAUUUGAUUUUGAAACAUUCCGCCAUAAAUACCAUAAAUUGAACAGAGUUUGAUGAGAUUUUAUCAGCAAGUGCCGAUCAGUAUAUACGGAAAGUACAUAAUAGUAUCCAAAUGGCUUCCAUGCGUGACCUACCGGAUGAGGUCUUGAUACGGAUUUGCAAAAAGUUGAACCGAGAUGUGCAACAAUACUGCUGGGCUAAUGUGUGUAGAUUAUUUCAAUACAUCUACUUUCGGUAUUUUCACGAUUGGGCUGAAGUAAAUGACAAUUUGGCGCAAAAUUUCGGUCAUCUCAUUGGCACCGAUGACUUUCCGCUUAGAAUUAUAAAGACGCUUAAUUUGUCGAAGUCGAAAUGUACGAAACUCUUUCUAAACAAAUUACGCGAUUGCCAUAAGGAGAUUGAAGAGGCGAAACUCUUUUCAUUCACCGAUGAAUUCUUGGCUGAACUUUUACCAUUACCAAAUCUGAAGAAACUGAUCUGCAUCGGAACUUACAAUUUGAGAGGCAGCAGCUUAAUAGAUCUCAACAGUCUCACGGAGCUCCACAUACACACUAAUAAAUUCUUUGAUCCGGAAAACUUGCUGCAAAUAACCUACUACAAUUCACUGAGGACGCUCGUAAUGCCGAACGACCCACAACCGCUUUCGAAUAAGUACGCCUUUGAAAUGGUCGAAAAUCUAAAGAAUGUCGAGGAGCUCGUGAUUGAGUUUAACCCCUGUAAAUCUUGGCAACUGAUCGGCACUCUGCCGAAAUUGAAAAGGCUCGAGCUCUGGGAUUUCGUCAGUCAUGAGUGUGAGCUGUGUUUGGAGGACCCCAAUUCGUACGAAGCAUGCAGAAGCCAACAUGCCAUGCUCUUCUUUGACGAAUUGCGCCGGAGGAAUCAGCUAGAAGAAUUGAUUUUUAGCGACGGUUAUGUCUCUGAGCAGCAUCUCUUGAGAAUUUCGGAGCUGACAAAUUUGCAGCGUUUGAAGUUCUGUAGAGCCUCUUUGCCAGGCUUCCUAUCAUUGGAUGUGUUAAAAAAUUUGAUUAAUUGCCUCGAUGGCUGCAAUAAAAUAAAUGUGGGGGGGUCACUUGAGCUAAUAAGGAGUUGCCAGAAACUGAAAAUUCUGCUCUUUUGGUUUGCUGGCGGCAUAACUGUGAACUUUAUUACGGAGGUAAAUGAUAUCUUAAGUCAAAGACAACCGUCACCGGUUGAACCGUUGACAUUGGGAUUUUAUAAGCACCCUGCUGAAGACUUGUGGAAACUAUCGUUUGAAAAACCGCUUCCAUUUUUAAGAUUUAUGACGCUAACAAGGAAGUUUGUAGAGGCGGAAGAAGAUUACUUGAAAAGAGAAGAGGACAUUGUGAGUCAAACGGAUGUACAGGGCGACUCCCUGAAAAGGAAAUUUUCGAUCAUGAACAUGCUGUCGGAUCAAAAGGAAUUUGAAAUUAAAGUUAAACUAAAGUCAAAGAGCGAGGAAAAGCGCGGAGGCGAAAUGUAACGGUUGACACUU